This is a messenger RNA of Fusarium pseudograminearum CS3096, 1617 nucleotides long. RefSeq lists its product as uncharacterized. The transcript has 3 exons. The record is from RefSeq and is a predicted model, not a curated record. The coding region runs from base 1 to 1617 and encodes 538 amino acids. Gene Ontology annotation, biological process: transmembrane transport. NCBI's taxonomy places the organism in Eukaryota, Fungi, Ascomycota, Sordariomycetes, Hypocreales, Nectriaceae. Gene Ontology annotation, molecular function: transmembrane transporter activity.
AUGGCGCCGAUACAUAGAAUCUUUUCAUCAGUCAACAACAAGCCCUACCGAACUACAAAACUCGAAGAUGAAAAUCCUCCCUACUUGAAUGAGGAUGGCUAUGUUGACUUUGCGCCUAACGAUAUAAGGAACCCCCAAAAUUGGUCCACGCCUCGAAGAUGGGGUGUAACAUUAGCUGCUGUGAUGCUCGUUCUUAAUGCCACUUUUGCCUCAAGUUCACCAAGUGGUUGCUUCCCAUCCCUAGCAAAGCAUUUCCACGUGUCUGAACUGGUCGCCGGCCUGACAAUCACUCUAUUUCUCCUGGGAUACUGUGCCGGACCGCUUGUCUUUGCGCCCCUGAGCGAGGUGUACGGACGAAGAUGGAUCUUUUACAUCACCUUCACGCUGUACAUCAUCUUCAACUUUCUAUGUGCUUGGGCACCCAACUUUGGCGCCCUUCUCGUGGGACGUUUCCUCACUGGGACUUUCGUUUCUGCGCCUCUUAGCAACGCACCAGGUGUACUGGCCGAUAUCUGGUCACCUCUCGAACGCGGCAAUGCCAUGGCUGGAUUCGCUGCCAUGGUAUGGGUUGGUCCGGCUCUGGGCCCAGUCAUUGCAGGCUUCCUGGAGCUCAAGAAGGAUUGGCGGUGGAGUUUCUAUGUCCUGCUCUGGCUUGGUGGCGCGACUGCAAUUAUCAUGUUGACCAUCCCUGAGACACAUGCUCCAACGCUUCUUACCAAGAAGGCACGAAGAAUCCGCAAAGCAAAGAUCCCUGGAUACGAGAACGUCAAGUCCCAGUCUGAAGACACUGACCGGACUUUGGCAGCGGUGUACAAGAUUGCACUAACUCGACCAUUCAUCAUAUUCUUCGACACCAUAUCAUUUCUAUGUGCCAUCUACAUGUCUGUUGUUUACACUUUGCUGUAUAUGCUUUUCAGCAUAUAUCCUAUCGUCUUUCAGCAGCGACGAGGUUGGAAUAGCGGCGUGGGAGAGCUGCCUCUGAUCGGAACAGUUAUUGGUGCAUGCAUUGGAGGGUUUAUCGUAUUGAUCGACUCGCACAUUCGAAAGAAGAAGAUUGAAAAAGGAGGAAAACAAAUGGAACCAGAAGACCGAUUGCCAUUGGCCAUGGUUGGCGGUGUUACAUUUGCUAUAACCAUGUUUUGGUUUGCAUGGUCGGCUGAGUAUAACUCUAUCCAUUGGAUCGUGCCGACAAUAGCAGGUACAUUACUUGCUACGUCUCUAAUGCUCAUCUUCGUUGCCUACUUGACAUAUCUCGUGGACGUAUACCUCAUGUACGCCGCGUCAGCUAUUGCAGCAAAUACCAUCAUACGAUCAGCAUGUGGCGCCGCAGCACCUCUUUUCACAAACCAAAUGUUUAGCGCUCUUGGUAUUGGCGGCGGCGGCAGUCUCAUCGGUGGUGUUGCUACUAUUUUGGCUGUUAUCCCGUUUUGGUUUUACAAGUAUGGAAAACAGAUCCGCAUCAGAAGUAAGUUUGCUCCUACAAAGGACAAACAGGAAGCCAAAGAGAGGGAUGAGGAAAAGGACGCUGUUGCUGGUACUGGUACUGGUGAUAGACAGAACAGUGUCUUGUCUAACGAUGUCUCGGAUGGAUCGGAUUCGACAGCGGCUGCGAGAUAG